AUGCACCACACUCGCAGAAAGUCAGGUCACGGCCUGUCUAACAACUCCUCGACCGACGUUCGAAAAACCAGUACUACAACGGAUUCCUCAAAGUACAAGCGACCCGUCAUGACUCGAAGGCACACACCACAAAAACUCGGCCGCAGUCAACGUGAACGUGAGCGCGAAUGUUCAGCAUCUUGGGAAGACGAGAGGGAGAGUUUCCCACAGUUCUGCCCUGGUCACGGAGACGGCGAUGCCGUCAUGUUCAGGUACCAUGCAGCUAGGGGGUUCAUUGGCUUCAUGACGUGCGAGAAGCAAUUCAUUCCUCAUGAUGACAUGUUCCUUUACUGUUCCGACAACUGCCGAAGAGUUGACCAAACCACAUCAUCGCAACCGGCCUCUUCGGUGAAUCAUUACGCGUCUUCAAACUAUCCUUUCUAUUCUGCGGGACAUCCGGAGCCUAAAGACAUCAUCCCGCGAGCCUCUCCGUCACGGCCCAGCUCAAUACUUUUGAAUUCUCCACCAGGCACGCCGGGAACCGGAGCACCGGCUUACCAACACACUUCGGCCAUUUCGGCCCUCCGUUCCCUCAAUGUCCGGCCUCCGAGCCCUCCGUCGCCCACAGGUAGCUCCAGCAACUUGUGGCCCUUUAGCCGCAGUGCCGCAACCAGCCCCUACAACUCGUACAGUCGGCCUUCUGCGCCGUAUCUGUCAUCGACGUAUGACGGAGGGUACUACGGCGCGGGCGGUAGCGCAUACAACUACGAAGUGACUUCUGGCGGAAUGGACCGUCCGCUGCCUUCUCGCCAACCCAGCACCUACUCUCGACCCAAGAGCAUUGAGCUUGUGACACCUAUGGUCGGCAGAUGA
Fusarium coffeatum is the source of this 852-nucleotide messenger RNA. RefSeq lists its product as uncharacterized. NCBI's taxonomy places the organism in Eukaryota, Fungi, Ascomycota, Sordariomycetes, Hypocreales, Nectriaceae. The transcript has 4 exons. Bases 1 to 852 code for a protein of 283 amino acids. The record is from RefSeq and is a predicted model, not a curated record.